AUGGAUGAUAGUACGGGAUCACAUCGCGAUGAGGUAGCACCACGCGUAUUGAAAAAGACUUUGCAACUGAAAGCAAGGAAGCCUGACACUGAAAGUUUGAAGGUCUUAGGUCGAAUAUUGAAGAAGACACAAUGUUUAACUCUUGUUAGAAAAUAUGGGGAAAUUCUAGAUCUACUGGAAGUUGAUGUGCAAGUAGAUGCGAUCACUGCGGUUACUCAGUUUUACGACCCACCUCUGAGAUGCUUCACCUUUCGAGAUUUCCAAUUAGCACCUACUUUGGAAGAAUUCGAGCAGAUUCUGGGUUUGUCUUUGGAAAAAUAUGAGAAACCAUAUCGCUACUCGGGGCAUUAUCCUUCUUUGCAUACUAUUGCCGAUGUCCUCAAAGUUCAUGUGAAGGAUUUGCAAGAGAAGAAACAAAACAGAAAUGGGAUCGAUGGAUUUUCAAGAAAGUACCUGGAGGAACACCUUCACCACUUAGCUGGAAUUGAAGACUGGGAAGCUUUCAUUGAUGUGCUAGCUCUCACCAUUUAUGGCAUUCUCAUAUUUCCAAAUGCUGAUGAGUUUGUGGACUUCGCAGCUAUAGAUGUGUUCUUUGCUCGCAAGUUUAGAGGUGAAAAUCCUGUUCCGGCCAUUCUUGCUGAUGUCUACUAUACUCUAAAUUUCUGUCAUGAGAAGAAAGGAAAAAGAAUUUUGUGUUGUUUGCCGAUGUUAUUCAUAUGGCUCACUGCCCAUGUCUUCAAAAGAGGAUACGAGAUCUCAUACCCCAUCACUGAGUUUCACAGAUAUCAGUUAGGAGUCAAGAGUGGUCGUGAAUGGGCCCAAAUUUUAGCACAGCUGGAUGAAAAGAGCGUCCGAUGGUAUCCUCGAUGGGUCGAAAGAGAAAAUUUGAUCUACCAAUGUGGGGAUUUCCCCAAUGUGCCUCUCAUGGGUACCAGAGGGUGUAUCAAUUACAACCCAUCCUUGGCACGACGACAACUUGGCUAUCCUAUGAGAGGAGCUCCUACGGAGGAGAUGAUAACUCCAUUCGUCCUUUAUGAUAUGAACCCAGUACAUAAUGAGACCCUCAAAAGGGUUCGAGAUGCUUGGAACAAUGUCAUUAGAAUGGGGAAAGAGUUGAAGACCAAAAAUUGUGGAGUCCAAAAUAGUUACCGACAGUGGGUUACAAGUCGAGCACGAGAAGUGAAGCUACCUUUCCAAGCUCUGACAGUCACUACAAGUGGUGAAUCAUCAAUGUCUGCCUCCCACGACAACGAAGAAAUAAGAGAAAUACAAGGAGAAUUGGUGAGGGUUGAAGAAGAGAAGAAGAAGAUUGAAGUAGAACUUAAGGAAACUCGACAAAGAUGCGAGACCCUUGAACAAGAAAAUAUGAAGAAGAACCUUACUCUUGAAAGAGCUGAUAAAAGGGCCAAAAUUGAGGAAAAUUAUAUGCUAAAAACUAAAGGGUGCCUUCAGGCAGCAAACAAGGAAUUAAGCCUCCGAAGAAAUGAAAGAGAUGAGGCUAUUACUAAGAGCACACAACUUGAAGAGUUACUCAAAAAUUCUAGUGCGGCGUAUAAAGAUUCAAGGAGGCAAAUGGCAGAAAUGGGGCGACAAAUGGAGAUGAGAGCUGCAAAAUAUGAAGACAGGCUAAAAAAGGAAAAACAGUCUACAGAGGAAGUGAUCAUGAUGUACCAAGAUGCAAUUCGAAGAGAGCAAGAAGAAGUACAAAGGCUAACUGAUUACAUCGGAGGGCAAGAUGAAAUCAUUGCUGCGUGCAGACAUGAAGUAGCAUUCUGGAUGACUCGUUUUUCCAACUUAGCUGAAAUCUCUAAUGAUGCAAUUAAAAACAUCCCGAACAAAUUAGGAAUGGCAGAGGCACUGGUGAACCCCCUCACUACUCCUGCAGAGAUUCGCGACUUUAUUGAGUAUUGUAGGAAUUUGAUUGUGAAAAUGAAACAAUCGAUCAUCAGGCGCAUGUAA
Gastrolobium bilobum is the source of this 1959-nucleotide messenger RNA. RefSeq lists its product as uncharacterized. The transcript has a single exon. Bases 1 to 1959 code for a protein of 652 amino acids. The record is from RefSeq and is a predicted model, not a curated record. NCBI's taxonomy places the organism in Eukaryota, Viridiplantae, Streptophyta, Magnoliopsida, Fabales, Fabaceae.